This is a messenger RNA of Oppia nitens, 681 nucleotides long. RefSeq names its product pre-mRNA-processing factor 39-like. Gene Ontology annotation, molecular function: protein binding. Lineage: Eukaryota; Metazoa; Arthropoda; Arachnida; Sarcoptiformes; Oppiidae. The coding region runs from base 1 to 681 and encodes 226 amino acids. The record is from RefSeq and is a predicted model, not a curated record. The transcript has 2 exons. Gene Ontology annotation, cellular component: U2-type prespliceosome; commitment complex; U1 snRNP. Gene Ontology annotation, biological process: RNA processing; mRNA 5'-splice site recognition.
AUGGACAAUUUAUGGCAAUUGGUUCACCAAAAUCCACAAGACUUUAUGAGUUGGACUUUACUUUUGCAAUAUUGUGAACAAACGAAUAAUAUGGACACAAUUAGUCGGGCAUACAAUCAAUUCCUGUCUCACUAUCCCUACUGUUAUGCCUAUUGGAUAAAGUUUGCUGAAUUUGGCCGCAAAUUAUCUAAUGAAAGGACAGCCUUUGAAAUGUUAGAAAAAGCCGUCACUGUAUUCCCCAAUAGUAUUGAUAUUUGGAUUCAUUAUCUUCAAGAGUGCAUUCGCUGCCAUAAGAGUGACAAUCAUAUUAUUGUUUUAUUUGAAAGAGCCCUUCGUUUAUGUGGAAGUGAUUAUAAUUCAAGUGAUUUGUGGUUACUAUAUCUCCAUUGGAUUCAAACUUUCAGAUCAGAUCCAUCUGAAGUCACAUUAAUCUAUGAUCGACUUCUUCAAACACCAAUCAAAAAAUUGUGCCAACAUUUUGAAAACUUUGUGACAUUUGUUGAGAACAACAAUCCAAUUGAUAUAAUCAACAAAAAUGAAUAUCAUUUGAACGAUAAUGAAUACAAUGAUUUUAUAAACAAUAGUAAAACAAAUUGUAUAGAUAUUAUACAGUUUAAGAGAUCAUCUGAAUUGUCAUUUAAUGUAAACCAUUUAAAAGUUAGACUUUCAUAUAUUAUAUAA